Clupea harengus (Atlantic herring) is the source of this 2106-nucleotide messenger RNA. It is a transcript of the gene il1rl2, whose product is annotated as interleukin-1 receptor type 1. The record is from RefSeq and is a predicted model, not a curated record. NCBI's taxonomy places the organism in Eukaryota, Metazoa, Chordata, Actinopteri, Clupeiformes, Clupeidae. The transcript is spliced from 12 exons. The coding region runs from base 476 to 2074 and encodes 532 amino acids.
UCUGUUUUUAUUCCCCAGUAAGUGAGAAGGGUAGCCGUUCAUAUUGUGUUGCCACUGGCAACAUGUGCAAUAGUCCAGAAUCUGAAAAAUUGCCUCGCCUCUAAACUUUUCACCGCGAUAAUGAUACAGUUGCGUGACUAGUUGGAUUUGUACUUCAGACUUGCGAGGGUAGUCAGACUUGUGAGGGUAAUCAGACUUAAUGACAUGCUAUGCUUUGGACGGAGACGCAAAACGCAGUCGUCUGCUGAUGGAGGAAAUGUAUGUGUAUCUUGUGGCGAAGGUGAAAGUGUAGGGCAGGAAUUUCCUGGGUGUUUACCAGAAAUAGCUCUUGCCAAGGGGUGGGUUUCCGUCUACGUUGACUCGUUUUUUAUUUUGUCGAGUAAGAAGAAAACUAUAUCACCGCUUCCACUUUCGGAUCUGUUUUCAAAGCUCGCCCUCAGUCAAGUCAAAGCUCCGUUGGGACUCGGUGUGUGUCAUGGCGUGGCGAAGGCUGAAUGUGUGUGUGGGACUGUUGCUGCUGCUGCUGGCAGAACCCCCCAAAGCUAAAGGAGAUGCUGCUCCCACCUUCCAACCUGCCACCCUCCCUACCAGCACACACACUCCAGAGAAGUACUACGCCUGUGUUGGUCAUGUGAUGGUUCUUCCCUGCGAUGAUGCUGAAGGCCAGAAUGUAACGUGGAGGCGAGAGAAGGCUCCGCCCCUGGGUGUGGAUGGGGGCGGGGUUAGGGUCAUGGAUGGAGCCCUGUGGUUCCUACCUGCUAACUCCUCCCACAGUGGGGUGUAUGUGUGCAAGUGGAGUGAUGGAGUGCAGCGUGUGAUGCUGCGUGUGGACAGUGGAGUGUGUCCUGAGAAGACUCGCGAUAGGUACCUGGAUCUGAGCGCUGAUGUUGGUCGUCUGAAUUGCAAACAAGAUCACAUCUUCAAAUCCGACCCUCAAGCACACAUCACCUGGCUGAAGGACUGUGAGCCUUUGAACAGCUUCGAGAGGACCCUGCACAUUUUCAACGUGUCUCGUCAGGAUGGAGGAAGGUACACAUGCCUGCUUCACUUCAGCCUAGAGGGGCAGAACUACACCUCCGCCAGCACCACCGAGGUCCACAUUGGUAAACAUGAUUCUGAACCGCCCAGUAAGCCGCAGGUGAUCGGCCCCCGUAACGAGACCCUAGUGGUGGAGCUGGCCAAUCAUGAGAUGUUUUACUGUGUGGUGGGCAUGGCCGUGUUCUGUGGCAUGCUGCUCGUGUGUGUGUGUGUAUCUGUGCUCAUCCACCAAUGGGGCGUUGUGUCUCUUGUCUCUCUAGCCAAUCAUGCGAUGUUUUACUGUGUGGUGGGCAUGGCCGUGUUCUGUGGCAUGCUGCUCGUGUGUGUGUAUCUGUGCUGGCGUCGCCGAGUGGACCUCGUGCUGCUGUACCGCUCACUCUGCCCCGCGCUGCACAAACAAUGUGAUGGUAAGCUUUAUGAUGCGUAUGUUAGUUAUCCAAGUGGGAACAGCGUUUCCAUGGCAAUGACCUUUGCUCUUCGGGUUCUCCCCGAGGUUCUGGAGCGUAACUAUGGUUACAAACUCUUCAUCAGAGGCAGAGAUGACCUACCUGGUGAAGCUGUGUUUGACAUCAUCGACGAGGCUUUGGCAAAGAGUCGCCGCCUCAUCAUAGUGCUGGAUGGAACACCGAUGGAGACACACACACUUAAUGUGCAUGCAGAAAUAAUCCCACUAACCUUUACACACACUCAUGGAGAAACAACAGACACACACACCCAUAGGGACACACACACAGACACACACACCCAGUGUGACCCAGAGCAGGUGUGUUUUGAGCGGACCCUGGGCCAGUAUGAUGCCCUGGUGAGCUCCGGCCUGAAGGUGCUCAUCGUUCAGACGGGGGAGGAGGGGUCUACCCUGCCCCCCCCACUGCUCCUCCUCACACGAUCUAAACGGCCACUCCGCUGGCACACACACUCACACACACACUCACACUCACACUCACACACACCAUCUCAACAACGCUUCUGGAAGGAACUGAGAUACCGUAUGCCAGCACCUCAAAAGACAGUUCACCAAAACUCAAGUGCUGUCUGACCCGCUGGCGCACACACACACACACACACACA